Molecule: messenger RNA, 2496 nt
Organism: Neopsephotus bourkii (Bourke's parrot)
Lineage: Eukaryota; Metazoa; Chordata; Aves; Psittaciformes; Psittacidae
Gene: SLC35B3
Product: solute carrier family 35 member B3
Exons: 10
Coding region: 118-1317 (399 amino acids)
Biological process (GO): transmembrane transport
Cellular component (GO): endoplasmic reticulum membrane; Golgi membrane
Molecular function (GO): 3'-phosphoadenosine 5'-phosphosulfate transmembrane transporter activity
Source: RefSeq, a predicted model, not a curated record
UUCCCGUCAAACAGGUACGGGGGCGGGGCUGCGUUUCCCCGGCGCGCACUGGGACGAGGGGGGAGGAGGCGGGGUCGCGGUCGCUUCCUCGGGAGCGCCACCCGACAACCGGGGGCCAUGGGUGCGACGCCUUCAGACAGAGAACACACAGAAAAAGAAGAGCAAAAAGAAGAUAACAAUAGCACCGAAUGCAGCAAACUAGGAAUCAUGGAUCUAAAAUUUACUUCUUCAAGAAAAUACAUUUCCAUCAGUGUACCUUCCAAAUCUCAAACUAUGUCUCCUCAUAUCAAAUCAGUAGAUGAUGUUGUAGUUCUUGGCAUGAAUCUCAGCAAGUUUAACAAACCUACUCAAUUUUUCAUCUGUGUUUCUGGAGUUUUUAUGUUUUAUCUAAUCUAUGGAUAUUUACAGGAAUUGAUAUUUUCAGUGGAAGGUUUUAAACCUUUUGGUUGGUACCUCACUUUAGUGCAAUUUGGAUUUUAUUCCAUUUUUGGACUAAUAGAAUUGCAGUUGAUUCAGGACAAAAGGAGAAGAAUUCCUGGCAAAACCUACAUGAUAAUAGCGUUUUUAACAGUGGGAACUAUGGGUUUGUCAAAUACCUCUUUAGGAUAUCUGAAUUACCCUACUCAAGUCAUCUUCAAGUGCUGUAAACUGAUUCCAGUUAUGAUAGGUGGGGUUUUUAUACAAGGAAAACGUUAUAACAUUGCAGAUGUGUCUGCUGCCCUAUGUAUGAGUCUUGGAUUAAUAUGGUUUACUUUAGCUGACAGCACAGUUGCACCAAACUUCAACUUCACAGGUGUGGUCCUAAUAUCCCUUGCCCUCUGCGCAGAUGCAGUUAUAGGAAACGUACAGGAAAAAGCUAUGAAGUUGCACAAUGGUUCUAAUUCAGAAAUGGUUUUGUAUUCCUAUUCAAUAGGUUUUGUGUAUAUUUUAUUUGGAUUAAUAUGCACUAGUGGAUUAAGCCCUGCAGUAACAUUUUGCUCAAAGCAUCCAGUUCAGACUUACGGUUAUGCAUUCCUUUUCUCCCUGACUGGGUAUUUUGGCAUAUCCUUUGUUCUAGCUCUGAUUAAAAUCUUUGGUGCCCUUCUGGCUGUAACAGUAACAACAGGAAGAAAAGCAAUGACCAUUGUGCUUUCUUUCUUGUUCUUUGCAAAGCCGUUCACAUUACAAUAUGUGUGGUCAGGCUUACUGGUUGUCCUUGGUAUAUUUCUGAAUGUUUACAGUAAGAAUAUGGAUAAAAUCAAACUGCCUUUACUGCAUGGUCUCUGGAAAAAAAAUGUGGAAGAAAGAAAAACAAGGACGUUGUCACAAACUGUAUAGACAGUGGUUUAUGCCUUGUCUAGACUGUGACUUACUAUUAUUUUAUUGGAACAGUCUUCAACUGAUUCACUUUCCAAAGGGAACAUUAUUAAAACCAAAGGAGCUGAAGGCAUAUUGUCUGCUUGCAGAUUGCUAGAAGUGCACACUUUUGUGAGCCCUUUCUUCAGAGCACUUGAAUUCAUUGGUAAAGGUGUCGUAGGCCAUUGUCAGAUGGCACUGUCAGGCAAUGAAGGACAACAGCUCCUGGCAAACGGUUGAGAAGCUGCACUCCAAGUGGGACACAUGAGAAGAGUAUUUUGGGCAUUUUAAUAAUGCUGGCCAUGUGGCUGAUCUGAGAUUAGUGGUUCUUUGUUAAUUGUCUGUGCGGGAUAAUUUAAAUGUAAUACUGUAUUAACAUUUAAUGGAACCUUAAUCAGCAACUGGUUGACCAAAUUGUGAUUUUAAAGGUGGCAGGUUUACAAUAUGGUAUGUUGUCACUCUUUCAUUUUAAAUAAAAAUGUUGGGUUUUUUUUAAGUUACUGAUUCGAUCACCACAGAACCUUGUAUUUAUUGUAAUAAUCGAUUUUUCAUUGGAAUAUUACGGUGUUACACUUUGUUUUUUGCUUGCAAGUAGCAAAAAUGAGAUUGAGGUUGUGCAGUCAACACUUAUGGUUUUACAAGUGGUGAAUGGGCUUUUAGGUCUGAACAGGGUUAGAACACAGAAUGAAAAAGCCGAGAUUGAAACAAUGGUGUAAAAAGCUGUUAUUUGCUUAUUCUGUGGUGAAAUACAAAAAUUUUAGUGACCUGUGGCCCUACAUAUCAUGGUGGUAUAGAGAGAGGUGGAAGUCCUUUAACUUAGUAUAAUCAAAUCAAAAGUCUUCAUUUGCAAUAUUGGAGUAAAGAAUAGCAACAUCUGCUAAGGUAUUUGGAAUAUGUAUUGUGUCAGUCUUAGAGUGGUCCUGCGAUGAACUUAAGAGGAUUAGGUUACAGAUUACAAUUUUCUUUAUUUAAUGACAGGAGGAGACAGUGUAAUACCAGUCUGUCUUUUUCAUCAUGAAUUUAAGAAAUUAAUUUAAGACUAAGUCCAUUUAUCUCUCUUACUUUCAUAUUCAGCUUACUUUGAAUUGCUUGCCAUCUCUUUGAUUUUAUGUAUUUAACAAUGGCACUUUAAAAAUACUGAUCACCUUACAGUUAAUUGUU